Molecule: messenger RNA, 558 nt
Organism: Closterium sp. Yama58-4
Lineage: Eukaryota; Viridiplantae; Streptophyta; Zygnematophyceae; Desmidiales; Closteriaceae
Source: the annotation of a GenBank genome assembly
AUGGGUCCGAGGAAGAGAGCGCACAAGAAGCGGGCAACUGGAAGUGCUGGGCGUCGCUACAGCGCUCUGCAACGACCACACGGCGGUGCUCUUUCCUGCACCAACAUGGCUGCUCCUGCACCUGAAUCUACCCAUUCCGACCGCUCUCUCACCUUCAACUUUGCUGCUGCUGCUGCUGCUGCUGAUGCUGCUGACAUUCCCCCAUCCGCCCCUGCACCCCCAUCCACAGCAGCAGUAACAGCACUGCCAGCACCGCCAUCAGCGCCAUCACCAGCGUCAUCACCAGUGCCAUCACCAGUGCCAUCACCAGUGCCAUCACCAGUGCCAUCACCAGUUUUGAGUCGACUCAAAACUAGGCUCAUCACCAGCGCCAUAACCAGUGCCAUCACCAGCGCCAUCACCAGCGCCAUCACCAGCGCCAUCACCAGCGCCAUCACCAGCGCCAUCACCAGCACCAUCACCACCCGACAGCACCCAGGAGGCGGGCAGCUGGCAGCGCAGGGCGUCGCUGCAGCGCAUUGCAACAACCACCCAGUGCACCUUGCUGCACCUGCAUAG